AUGGAUCUCGAACACCGCAUUAGGGCCUAUCGCUUCGUCGCUUAUUCGGCUGUUACAUUCUCUGUUGUUUCCGUAUUGUCGGUAUGCAUCACUCUUCCAAUGGUGUACAACUACGUCCACCAUGUCAAAAAAAUCAUGCAUAACGAGAUUAACUUUUGCAAAGGAUCUGCUAAGGAUAUCUGGAGCGAAGUAAACAAUCUUAAGAACCUCCCAUCCGGAAACAGAACCGCACGUCAUAGCGGAUACGCAAGCGGUGACAUCUCUAGAGGAGGUGGUGGAGGUGGUGGAAGUGGAGGAGGAAACUGUAACUCUUGCUGUCUUCCUGGACCCGCUGGUCCUACUGGAACUCCCGGAAAGCCUGGUCGGCCAGGAAAGCCUGGGGCGCCGGGUUUGCCAGGUAAUCCAGGACGACCACCGCAGCAACCAUGCGAACCGAUCACACCACCACCGUGUAGGCCUUGCCCGCAAGGACCACCAGGACCACCUGGAUUGGCGGGGCCACCCGGAGACGCCGGAGCACCAGGUAAUCCUGGUGCGCCCGGAAGUGGCGGACAACCUGGACCGCCAGGACCUAAAGGACCUCCUGGAGCAAGUGGCAAACCAGGUGCUGCUGGAUCUCCUGGACAAGCUGGAGCACCUGCCAUCUCUGAACCACUUGUGCCCGGACCCCCAGGAGCGCCCGGAGCUCCAGGACCUCGAGGACCUCCUGGACCCGAUGGACAACCUGGGCAACCUGGUGGCCCUGGUCAGCCAGGACCGAAAGGACCCAUGGGACCGAACGGACAACCCGGAGCAGCCGGAAAUCCAGGCGUUCCUGGACAAGCUGGUCCGCCAGGAUCAGCAGGAGAACCAGGAAUCUGCCCCAAGUAUUGUGCCAUCGACGGCGGAGCCUAUCGCUUUGUCGCCUAUGCGGCUGUCACUUUCUCAGUGGUUUCUGUACUGUCAGUGUGCGUCACCCUACCAAUGGUGCAUAACUAUGUUCACCAUGUUAAAAGAACCAUGCAUAACGAGAUUAACCUUUGCAAAGGAUCUGCCAAAGACAUUUGGAGUGAAGUAAACCAGCUUAAAAACCUACCCUCCGUAAACAGAACCGCUCGACAGGCUGGAUAUGGUGACCUUGACGUCUCCAGAGGAAACACCAAUCUUGGAGGAAACUGUAAUUCCUGCUGCCUACCCGGACCUGCAGGACCACAGGGAACACCUGGAAAACCCGGCCGCCCAGGAAAACCUGGAGCGCCGGGCUUGCCGGGUAACCCAGGUCGACCGCCACAGCAGCCAUGUGAACCGAUCACACCACCACCGUGCAAGCCAUGUCCUCAAGGGCCACCAGGACCACCUGGUUCACAAGGACCACCUGGAGAUUCUGGAGUACCCGGUUCACCCGGUGCACCUGGACAACAAGCUGCCCCUGGUCAACCUGGACCUAAAGGACCACCUGGACUUCCUGGAAAGCAAGGCCCUCCGGGUGCCAGCGGUCAACCUGGAGUGCCUGCUGCUUCCGAACCUCUUGUUCCUGGACAGCCUGGACCGGCAGGACAACCUGGACCGCAAGGACCACCUGGACCACCAGGCAGUCCUGGCUCACCUGGAGGACCUGGUCAGCAAGGACCUAAGGGCCCACCAGGAGCCGAUGGCCAGCCUGGAGCUGACGGAAAUCCUGGGGCUCCUGGAGAACAAGGGCCGCGUGGUGGUGCUGGAGAGCCAGGUAUUUGUCCGAAGUAUUGCGCUCUUGAUGGUGGAGUUUUCUUUGAAGACGGUACUCGUCGUUAA
Angiostrongylus costaricensis is the source of this 1770-nucleotide messenger RNA. The record is from the annotation of a GenBank genome assembly. NCBI's taxonomy places the organism in Eukaryota, Metazoa, Nematoda, Chromadorea, Rhabditida, Metastrongylidae.